AUGACGGGUGGAGGCGUUGCACCAGCAAUACCUGUUGAUCCAGUCAUGAAUUUUAUGGAUGAUGCAACUCCAAAUUUAGAUAUCGAAGUUCCAUGUCCAUUUGAUAGUAUAACUCAGAUGGAAAAAGAAUAUCAUGUAAACUCAAACAGGCAAUUUAUAGUGCAUAGUGACGACAAGACUGAGAAAGAGGCAAUAUUAGCUACAAUUGAUAUGGAAAAUGAUUCUUUAAAAAUAGAUUCAAAUAAGGAAAAUUCUACAAGUUUUAUAAGUCAAUAUGCAAUGUUAGCAACAUUGAUACAAGUAAAACCAUAAAAAGGAAACAAGCACCAGCAUUAAAAGUUGAAAAAGAUUUUCACAAUAUAAACGAUGAAAAACAAUUGAGACUGAUCAAGCUUCGUGAUGCAAUUGCACAACAGCGGAAACUUCAUGCGAAGGAAAUGGAAGUUGCCGAUGUGGAAGUCAAAAUUGCAUUGCUCAAGCUUCUAAUGGUUGAAGAAAAUGCAAAACAACAGUCUGAUAUUCCACUAUAAUUUAACAUACAUAUUUAUCGAUAGUACUUGCUGUGAAUAUAUAUAAUAAGAUUGUGCGCGUAUUCUAUUUAAUUAUAGUAUACAUAUAUAUUUAUUUUAUGUAUUGUAUGUAGCUGGUAUGAAUUUGUUAUA
Odontomachus brunneus is the source of this 662-nucleotide messenger RNA. RefSeq lists its product as uncharacterized. Lineage: Eukaryota; Metazoa; Arthropoda; Insecta; Hymenoptera; Formicidae. The record is from RefSeq and is a predicted model, not a curated record. The transcript is spliced from 2 exons. Bases 1 to 312 code for a protein of 103 amino acids.